GCGGGACUGCAGGAACUAUACCUGCAACUCCUACCAACGAAAGUCUACCACCAGAAAAAGACAGGGACUCACAUGAGUGAGGAUGUGAAGUGCCGCAUGUGUGGUAAGGCCACUGAAGCGCAAGUGCACAUGCUAGCAGGUUGUGGAGCUCUAGCCGAGUCUAAAUACAUGACUCGGCAUAAUGCAGCACUUAAGGUAAUUUUCUACAAACUCUUGAAAGACCUAGACUUAGUGACAACAGUACCACCGUGGUACUCUCAGAACACACCGAAGCCACUUUAUGAGAACAAGAGAAGAAAGGCACUCUGGGACAUACCACCAUAUGCAGAACACGCAGAGGUGAGAAACAACAGGAUAGACUGUACGGUUAUAGACAAGGAGAGAAAGAAAGUAGUGUUACUUGAAAUGAGCUGUCCAUGGUUCAGUAAUACAGAGAUCAAAUGUGCAGAGAAGACGAACAAGUACGCCCCACUGCAGUGCGAAUUAAGGAGAUACCCAGAGUACAAGAUUGAGCAGCAUAACAUCAUAAUAGACACACUUGGAGGGAGCUCGUUAAGGGUCAAGGAAAGCAUACGCCAACUGAUUGGAAGUGGCCGAUGUCAUUCAGUGCUAAGGAACAUGUAGAAAGCUGUAGUCUCUAGCUCCCUUAACAUUGCCAGGACUUUCAAGGUCCUAUUGGACUAAGUUCUUCCAACGACGUUAGU
Molecule: messenger RNA, 704 nt
Organism: Stylophora pistillata
Lineage: Eukaryota; Metazoa; Cnidaria; Anthozoa; Scleractinia; Pocilloporidae
Source: RefSeq, a predicted model, not a curated record